CAGGGACUUUCCUGACUUCCUUCUGUAAGUGAAGGAAGGAGCACAUGAGCACACUGUACGUAAAUACACUUGGGAAGCUUUCUUCUUCUUCUUUUUUUUUUCUUAAACCAAACUUGGUUUCUGUUGUAGGCGGUGCAUUCCCUAGCAAGGCGGGGCAGUGUGUUGUAGGGGGAGAGAAGGGAAGGCCAGGGGGAGGAGUAGGCAGUAAUGAAUUCACCCACUGUGAGAGCUGGUCUUCUAUUUAAUGGGGGUCUCUCUGCCCAGAAGGAGUCAGAGCCGUCUCCAGGACCAGGAGGAGCAUGGCAGAGGAUCAGGGGCUGGGCUUUGGGGAAAGAGCCAGCAUGGAAAUGCUGCCGGAGGACGGCGGCUGCAGGCCCAAGGCCAGAGCUGGGCUCGCCGCCAAGAGCAGCAGCACCCGCUGGGCUCUCACCUGCUGCCUGGUGUUGCUCCCCAUCCUGGCAGGACUCACCACCUACCUGCUCGUUGGCCAGCUCCGGGCCCAAGGAGAGGCCUGUGUGUUCCAGACUCCAAAAGGACAGGAGUUUGGACCUUCACAUCAGCGAGCUUUUGUGAGACAAACUCCCACACAGCCUUUAAAAAAUCAAUUUCCAGCUCUGCACUGGGAACAUGAACUUGGCUUGGCCUUCACUAAGAACCGAAUGAACUACACCAAUAAAUUCCUUGUGAUCCCAGAGUCGGGAGACUACUUCGUUUACUCCCAGGUCACAUUCCGAGGCACCACAUCUAAGUGUGGUGAGAUCAGCCAAGGGCACAGACUGAACAGACCAGACGUCAUCAUCGUAGUCAUCACCAAGGUAACGGACAGCUACCCUGACCCCACCCAGCUCCUAAUGGGGACCAAGACAGUGUGUGAAAGAGGUAGCAACUGGUUCCAACCCAUCUACCUAGGGGCCAUGUUCUCCUUGCAAGAAGGGGACAAGCUGAUGGUAAACGUCAGUGACAUCUCUUUGGUGGAUUACACAAAAGAAGACAAGACCUUCUUCGGAGCCUUCUUGCUAUAGGGGCAAGGCAGACAUCAUUGUGUGAAGGUCCUUUCCUCCUAGUACCUACUUUUCCUCACUUAUAUAUAAUUAUAGCCGGGGUUUUCUUGGAGCAUUCCAGAGAGAUAGUGGUUUAGCUAUGAAAUUUAGGGCCCAAGAGUUCACACUUUAAAUGCAUUACUGAUGAGAAUACUAACUGGAAAAAGGCAGAAGAAAGCAGACAUACUAUUGUAGUUGCUUAGAAGUGAUGAGUUUCUAAACUUUUAAACACUGGUCACCAAAUGAAAGGAUGAGAUCUACUCAAAACAUAUCCACACCUUUCUACUACACCAGUGGGCCCAGUUGUCGUUCAAUUCAAUUAUGAAGCAUUUUCUUCAGUGCAGGAGUCUUGAAUAAAACCCAAAGCCACAGAAAACAGUGUAAACCUCUCAGAGGAGAAAUCCCUGAUCGGUUUCCCCAAACACGACUUUAAUGCCUUGGCUAAAAAAAAAAAAAAUUUAAAGCUGGUAUUUUCAUGAAUGCUCUCAAAAAAAAAAA
Messenger RNA from Pteropus alecto (black flying fox), 1538 nucleotides. It is a transcript of the gene TNFSF15, whose product is annotated as TNF superfamily member 15. The coding region runs from base 300 to 1022 and encodes 240 amino acids. The record is from RefSeq and is a predicted model, not a curated record. The transcript has 3 exons. Lineage: Eukaryota; Metazoa; Chordata; Mammalia; Chiroptera; Pteropodidae. Gene Ontology annotation, molecular function: tumor necrosis factor receptor binding. Gene Ontology annotation, biological process: immune response. Gene Ontology annotation, cellular component: membrane.